CCGCAAGGCGAGUACCUCCUCCCGGGAAGCCAUGGCGCUCCCUCCCGGAAGUUGUCUUGAAAGGCAUUUCCGCUUCCGGCUUGCCGUCUCCUAGCGACCGGAACAAACUAAACAAUUUUACGGAGCUUGGGAAAAAGUGAUAACUAGACAUGUACUGCCUGAAGAAGCGCUACGAUUCAACUUCAAAGAUUUAUAGUUCCUGGAUAUCUCCAAAGGAGCCAUGAAGAGAGCCUUAGGCGAACUAGAACCUAACCACAUGGACUGCCCCCCCUUCCCGACUUUGGUACGGUCCGACCCGUCCCCUUCCCGCGCCACGUUGACGUCAUUCCGCUUCCGGCGUCUCGCGCAGUUCCGCCAUGGCCUCCGAGGAAGCGAGCGGCGGCCCUCGUAGGUCUCGGCGGGAGCCGGAGGGGCGCGUCUCGCGCGGGGACAAGUAUUCGGUGCUUUUGCCCACUUACAACGAGCGCGAGAACCUGCCGCUCAUCGUGUGGCUGCUGGUGAAAAGCUUCUCCGAGAGUGGAAUCAACUAUGAAAUUAUAAUCAUAGAUGAUGGAAGCCCGGAUGGAACAAGGGAAGUUGCUGAGCAGUUGGAGAAGAUCUAUGGGUCCGACACGAUUCUUCUAAGACCACGGGAGAAAAAGUUAGGACUGGGAACUGCAUAUGUUCAUGGAAUGAAACAUGCCACAGGAAACUACAUAAUAAUUAUGGAUGCUGAUCUCUCACACCAUCCAAAAUUUAUUCCUGAAUUCAUUAGGAAGCAGAAGGAGGGUAAUUUUGACAUUGUCUCUGGAACUCGCUACAAAGGAAAGGGAGGUGUAUAUGGCUGGGAUUUGAAAAGAAAAAUAAUCAGCCGUGGGGCCAAUUUUAUAACUCAGAUUUUGCUCAGACCAGGAGCAUCUGAUUUAACAGGAAGUUUCAGGUUAUACCGAAAAGAAGUUCUACAGAAAUUAGUAGAAAAAUGUGUUUCUAAAGGCUAUGUCUUCCAAAUGGAGAUGAUCGUGCGGGCAAGACAGUUGAAUUACACUAUUGGCGAGGUUCCAAUAUCAUUCGUGGAUCGUGUUUAUGGUGAAUCCAAGUUGGGAGGAAAUGAAAUAGUAUCUUUCUUGAAAGGAUUAUUGACUCUCUUUGCUACUACAUAAAAGAGUUAUUCAUUAUACUUAUCAUGUUGAUUCAUUUAAACAUAAAGGAAGCCUGGUUGCUGAGUUUUAUAAAAUGUACUGUUAGAGCAUAAAUCAUAAGGUAAGGUAAAUUUCAUACAAACCUUUUUUCUGAGGAAACUACGUUUUAUAUGUCAAAUUAAAUUAGAAAAACAAGCAGUGUUCUCAGUUUUCAUUUGCAUUUUGCUGUAUUAAGACUUAUAAAUAAAUGUAUUUGGGUUUAUUUUUUCCCAGAAAAUAUUGUUUUCCUUAGAGUAUGUGAGUGCAGAAUUUCUUACAUGGAGAAGAUUUUAAAAUAUACAAAAACUGGAUUCAUAGCUCUUUGUGAUAGUGUCAGAAGUAAGAAAAAUGUUAAUUUUGUUCAUGAAAUAUAUAUGGCUGUUUCUGUAUGAAUGAACAAAUAGACACCUCUGCCCCUUUUAAACAAUGUAUCAAAUUUCUUAAACUAGGUAAAACUAUAUUCAGAUCACAAUUUUAGAAUUUGGCUCUUUGUAGCUGUUGAAUUGAUGAAGCAUUACAUCUGUCAAAGCAAAUCUAUUUAAAAUGCAUACUGUGAAUUGGAAACUUGACAUCAGUUGAUGGCUUAGCUUUUUUUUCCCUAUCCUGAGCAAUAGCUUCUAUCAGUAAGAAAAAAUACCGAUGACAUAUUAAGGUAUCGAUAUUUUAAUGACUUUUAGGACUUAGCUGCUAUAGUAAUUUUUAAACAUCUUACUAAGCUAUAAGUGUUCUGCCAGUUAAAUUGCAGAUUAAGUUAUACGCUAAAGCCAGCAUGAAUGUUCUGUGUACCUAUCUUCUCUAAACUGGGUGUUACAAAAACGAUAAAUUUCUAACUGUAGCAUAGCUUAUGGAGCACAUGGUAGGUAUCUUUAAUAUUUGCAGGAAGGCAGACUUUGAGUGAAUAAGCUCAGAAACAAGUCGACUUUCCAAAUAAGGGGACAUCUCUAAGUUUCUUAAUGAAUAUGUUUAUUGAACAGUAUUCCUAAUUACAUUUUCCUGGCUUAAUUUGGCUGCUAAAGAAAUUUGAAAUCUGAUUUUUCCAUUGCAUUUCUAACAGAUAUUACCAGAAAUUAAUACCAGAACAUAAAACCUUUGGUGUCAUUUUGAACAUUGCCUGUUCCCGUAGUUGAAACUAUAGGACACAUUCCAGUGGGGCCUCUGCUAUUGCUUGUUUCCCUGUGUAGGCAGCCUGCGUGCUACAGACCCACCUUCCUUGGGGAAGUGACCUCUCUUGUCAUUAAUAACAGCUAGAAAGUUCAUCACUGUUUGAAGUAAAAUUAGUUUUAAGCUAACGAAAUAGAAAUAUAAUACUCUUUUUUUGUUGCUGAAUAUUUAGAAUCUCUUCUGUUUUCAUCUAACCCCCAAGUUUUAUUGUCAACUAUGCUGAGCAGAGAUGGAGUAACUACUUCAGAGAACUCACUAGAGUCGAUUGCUAUCAUUUUGCCUUUUUAAUCUUUUUUGGUUCUUGUACCCCACAACCAUUACAACAUUGUCACUAUUGGAAUUUAUAGUAAAGAAAGUAUUUGAGCACUGAAGACUUUCAUCACUUAGAAAAUAUUUAGAAAAUCUGGACUAUUUAGAUCCAUUUUUUUAGUAAUUCUGAUGACUUAAGCACUGAAAUAGUCUCAAACAUUUACAUGUGAACCUAGCAUCUCAUUUUACUUUGUAAAUUAGGCCAAGGAUGAAAUCCAGACCUUUUCCUUUUGUAUUUGUAUUGUCACUAUGAAAUCUAAGUACAGCUAAGAAAAACUAAACUUGGCGAUAAAAUUA
Molecule: messenger RNA, 2924 nt
Organism: Hyaena hyaena (striped hyena)
Lineage: Eukaryota; Metazoa; Chordata; Mammalia; Carnivora; Hyaenidae
Gene: DPM1
Product: dolichyl-phosphate mannosyltransferase subunit 1, catalytic
Exons: 9
Coding region: 357-1139 (260 amino acids)
Biological process (GO): protein O-linked glycosylation via mannose; GPI anchor biosynthetic process
Cellular component (GO): endoplasmic reticulum membrane
Molecular function (GO): dolichyl-phosphate beta-D-mannosyltransferase activity
Source: RefSeq, a predicted model, not a curated record